Messenger RNA from Cydia fagiglandana, 1524 nucleotides. Its product is annotated as pre-mRNA-splicing factor CWC22 homolog. The transcript is spliced from 5 exons. Lineage: Eukaryota; Metazoa; Arthropoda; Insecta; Lepidoptera; Tortricidae. The coding region runs from base 1 to 1524 and encodes 507 amino acids. The record is from RefSeq and is a predicted model, not a curated record.
AUGGAUUUUACCAACAUGUCCACCAACGCCGAUGCCGAUGACGAAUACUUAGAUGACCCGAUCACAUUGUUGAAUAUUGAGGACAUCAAAACAGAAAUUUUGGAUGAAGAUCAAAUAAUCAACGUCAGUUCCGACGAAGAGGAAACAUACACUUCAGCCUACGGGAAGAAAAACUUUGUACUGCCGGUAACAUUCUUUGAUAUAUCUAGAAACGUUAAACUGCUUAACAAGUGUAAGCCAUUGAGCAUCAGAAUAGUUGACUGCAAACAACAUCCCACGUACUAUAACAAGGAGCAAGAUAAAUGUGAGAAUAAGUCUGAUGAAAGUUGCAUAGAAGAAAAUAAAUGUAAUACUAAUAGCGAAACUAAAUCGAAUAAUGUUAAUGCAGAAGGAGAAAAUAAAUGUAAUACUGAUAGCGAAACUAAGUCGAAUAAUGUUAAUGCAGAAGGCAUUGUAAAUAUUCCCCAUACGACAGAAAACGUCGGUGAAAAGUCUAUUAAGGAAAGAGAGAAGAAACGUCAGAGUGAUUCUUUCUAUGAGAAACUAAAGAAGCGCAAAGAAGAGAGGAAACGAAUCGCUCUCAACUGUAAAGAUUUGAGUAGAGUUGAUUUUAAAAGAAACACAGGACUCGUGGGUUUGAAAAUAACAGAUACUAUUUUCAGACAAAUUGUAGAUACAGAAUAUGCCUUGAUUAAUGCUAAAUGUAGCUCUGUUGAAACCAAAUCCAAAGAUAAAAAUCAAAACUAUGCAGAAAAGCCGUCAAUUACCUCAAAAAAUAUCACUUCUGAUAAUAAAUGUAUUGAACAACAUAAUAGCGUUGUAGAAAAAGAAUUGGAUAUGGAAAAUUUUAUUAGUAAUGAAAAGAAAUGUGCUGAAAUUAAUGAAAAAAGAGGUUCAGGAAAGAAGUUACUUUAUACAAAGACUAUAAGUUCUGAUGAUAACUCUAGAGGAAAUAUGGCAAAUGCUAUGGAAAAUCCGCCUAUAAAGCAAAGUACAUAUGUGGAAAAUAAGUCUAAUGAUAAGAAUGAAAGUGACAUACAGAAAGAAUAUAUUGUACCCAAAAGUCUUGAUACUGAUAAAAUUAAAACAAAGAAAAAGAGUGAAACUAUUGCAGAUAAAGAAAUUAAAACGAACACAAAAUCGGUUGUUAAAUGUAAAGAAAAAAUGACAGAGAAUGUUGAAAAAGCUUUGAUUAGAAACCGAUGUAACCCUAAAGAAGAAAAGUCUAAGGACGAUAAAGGCAAAGAUCCAAUUAAAAGUACGAGUAGUAAACAAGAAAACUCUAACGUAACGAAACAAGUCGACAAAGUUGUCGUUAAAGAUGCAAGCAGAGAACAGGCUGGUCCUAACUCUCCCGUCAUACCUUGUACUACCAUUACAAUUAGAGCUGCUACGCCUAAAUCAGCUCCAAAAGAAACUUCAGCUAAGAUUUCAAUAUCAACCAAUUCCGACUGGACCGAGACCAAUACGAUUUCAUUACCCACCGCCGAUUCCACCGCCACCUCCACCACCGACGCCCCCUAA